This is a messenger RNA of Colletotrichum navitas, 2199 nucleotides long. RefSeq names its product H+ symporter. Gene Ontology annotation, biological process: transmembrane transport; phosphate ion transport. The record is from RefSeq and is a predicted model, not a curated record. Gene Ontology annotation, molecular function: phosphate transmembrane transporter activity. Bases 1 to 2199 code for a protein of 732 amino acids. Lineage: Eukaryota; Fungi; Ascomycota; Sordariomycetes; Glomerellales; Glomerellaceae. Gene Ontology annotation, cellular component: membrane. The transcript is spliced from 5 exons.
AUGGACAGCGCGCUGCCGUCACCGAUGGCCCUCCCGCCCCCCGCCGAUCGAAUUCACCGGCGGACAAAUGGGGGCAACAACGCCUUCCACAACUUUGCAAACGACUAUUCUCAUAUAUCAGAUCCCAACUUGCGAAGAAGGCUGGCACUGAGCGAGAUUGACAAGGUCCCUUUUGGCUUAUACCAUGUAAGAGCCAUUCUGGUUGGGGGGGUUGGCUUCUUCCUCGAUUCUUACGACAUUUUCGCCGUUAACCUCAUCACCACCUUGCUCGGCGUGGUAUUCUGGCAAGGACCUCCCAGUCAGCACGCACACGGUUACGGCGGCAACAAUGGCGAGCUGCCAAGCUCCGUUAACUCGGCCCUGAAAGCAUCGACCAGCGCCGGUAUCAUCAUCGGCCAGAUUCUCUUCGGCUGGUUGGCCGAUGUAUUUGGUAGACGGAGGAUGUACGGCGUGGAGCUCGGAAUCAUCAUUUUGGCCACCAUGAGCGCUGCGCUCGUGUCGCCAAGCCAAUCGGUCAGCUUCACCGGACUCAUGAUAUUCUGGAGGGUCAUCAUGGGCGUUGGUAUCGGUGGUGAUUACCCACUCAGUUCUGUCAUUACUUCAGAGUUUGCGCCCACCCGCUGGAGAGGAGCCAUGAUCGCUGCCGUUUUCUCGAUGCAAGGUAUGGGUCAGCUGGGUGCUGCCCUCGUUGCACUGGUUGUCGCCGAGGCGUUCAAGGGCUCCUAUACGGACGUGCACACUCUCAGCGACUGCCACGAUCGUUGCCAACUGGCAGCUGACCGCUCAUGGCGCAUCAUCGUCGGCAUGGGCGCAGUACCGGCCUGCAUAGCCUUAUACUACCGAAUCACGAUCCCCGAGACGCCUCGCUACACCUUUGACGUCGAACAGGACGUUGAAAAAGCCGACGCCGACAUCCGAGCAUACAUGGCGAGCAAGUCCAAGGGAGAAUACGACCCAGAAUUGCAAGCAAAGAUGAAGAAGGAAGCUGGCCCCGCCUUCAACACACCGACUGCGUCUUGGCCCGAUGCCUGGGCGUACUUCUCGCAGUGGAAGCACCUCAAGAUGCUCAUUGGUACCUCCUUCUCAUGGUUCUUUCUGGAUUUGGCAUUCUACGGCCUCGGCCUAAACAGCACCGUAGUGCUGCAGACCAUCGGCUAUGCCGAUGGUAAUAACUUUUAUGAGAGACUGCACAACCAGGCAGUCGGUCUCAUCAUUCUGGCGUGCGCCGGCGCCAUCCCAGGUUACUGGACAUCGGUGUUUACGAUAGAUACCCUCGGCCGUAAGCCCAUCCAAGUCAUGGGCUUUUUCAUUCUGACUGCGAUAUUCUGUGUCCUCGGCUUUAUGCUUCACCAGCUCCCCAACCCCGUCUUCAUCACAAUUUACGUCAUUGGUCAGUUCUUCUUCAAUUUUGGCCCAAACACCACGACCUUCAUCGUCCCCGGCGAAUGCUUCCCGACGCGGUACCGCUCUACAGGGCACGGAAUGUCGGCAGCGAUGGGCAAGGUCGGCGCAAUCCUGGCGCAGGUUAUCAGCAUUCCUCUGCUAGCCAGAGACGUCUCGGGCGAUUGCCACGGCGAUCACUGCGCUCCCCGGCUUGACCGCCUCCUGGAGCUUUUUGCCCUCUUCAUGUUCCUGGGUACGCUGUCUUCCUUGCUGAUCCCGGAGACGAAAGGCAUGACGCUGGAAGAACUGGCCGGCGAACCUCCGACUUCUUAUAACCGUGGCCGCAACGGCAGUAUAUUGAACUACCCCCUCCAAACCACAAAGUGGAAUCCGUUCUCCGGCGGCCAACCGGCGGGUUUCCACUACCCCCGCAUCAGAAACAUAAAAACCUCCCGGGUCGGAAUCAUGACGUCCCCUGUGCUUUUAGCUGAGGAGCAGCGUCAGAGAAGGAGUCAAUCCCGUUUCUGGCAUAAGAAGAAGGAACGAGGCCGGGAGAGCAGCGCGAGCGGCACAGAAGAUUACACUAGGAAUUUUCGCAACAGCGGCGUCUCCUCGGCAUACGGACGGAAUAUGGGCACUGCUGAUGAGCAUAUCCCUCCAGAUUCGAUGGCCCUCGAAGUGCUUCCGACUUGGGGCGCCGGCUGGGGUCGAGUGGAUCGCGGUGCACAGCCGAUGGACAACGUCAAGCUGCACGAUGUAGGCAGUCUAUUACGAAGGGAAUCCUAUAGAGAUUCCAGCAGGGACUCUCGAGCUUAA